UGCUAAUGAUACCUUACUAAAAAAGACUCCCUCUUGUAGUUCUUGUAGAUAUAGUAUGAUGGAUCCUUUUCCUGCUGGCUGGAGUGACAUUUUUGAAGAAAUGCUUCCUCGUAAUGAGUGUGAUAUAUGCAGACCUCCAUUAGAUAUUGGUCCACCUCCACCUCUCCCUGCCAGCUUUCAAGAUAAAGCCAUUUUGUCUGGCAGUUGCAAUGUCUGCAGUGUUCUAUCAGAUGUUGAAAUCAGACCAAUACAUGUAACAGAUGCUUCAUUGCUACCAGUUGCUGCCACUUUUGUAGUUGGAAUUCUGUUUGUGCUUUUGACACUUAUUGUAUUGCUGUUCAAGAUUAAGAAGUGUCAAAGUUUCAUGCCUCAUGCAAUAUGCUGGAUAUUUCCUCGAAAUGUCCUCCCACACACUGAGCUUGCACCUAGUUCUGUUCCAAGCCCUUCGCCUAGCAUGGAGAAACUUAAGGAUUCCGAUGGCAAACGACAAUGGCACACUUCUUCUCGAUCUCUGCAAUCAGAAAACAUCUACGAAGUAUGCUCCCCACCGUCGCCAGAUUCUCUCUACGAAGAAGUGGGACCUGGUCCUAGAUCGGAAUGUUCUCCUUAUGGUGUGGUCAUGCUGGAAAAUUCGUAUAAUGCUGCCAACAGGAAUGGGAAAGGAGGCUUCCCAUCUCAAUUAAAUCAAGAUUGCGCAUCAAAUGCAAGAUUUCACUCUUCGAUGAUGCGUAACAUCCAGCUUCCCAAUUCACGUUUUUCGACGUUUGGAGGCAGUGCUCAUGGCUUCAUCAACCCCGUAGUUCAAGAUGCUAAUAUCUUUGGAUCCCAAACCUUGCGAUCAAGUGUACAAGCUAGGAAUGCAGUAAAUGCAAAUGGUUUUGUUCAAAGGCGUGAAUUGCCACCGGUUCCUGGUGACAUCAGUUAUUAGGAGUGGUAACUUUAAAGUGUUAUCACUUUACUUGUUUCAAUUAUGAACUUUUAGGUAAACUCCUCAUUUUUAUGUAUUUAUUUAUUUAGGAAGGAUUUAUUUUCCUAUUUUUUUAGGCAUUUAUACUUAAGAUUAUUUUUACUGCAUUUAUUUUUAAGUUUACUAAGUUUUUUUUUUUAAUGUUUUACAAAUUGUUAUUACAAAUAUUGUUGUUGCCAAUUUUUCGACCAUACUUUUUGUGUUAACUGACCUAUGCAUUUUUAUUACAAUGUAUUUAAAAUAUGCCUUUUCGCUUAUUCAACACUAUGCA
Molecule: messenger RNA, 1238 nt
Organism: Parasteatoda tepidariorum (common house spider)
Lineage: Eukaryota; Metazoa; Arthropoda; Arachnida; Araneae; Theridiidae
Source: RefSeq, a predicted model, not a curated record